Messenger RNA from Dunckerocampus dactyliophorus (ringed pipefish), 5187 nucleotides. It is a transcript of the gene ift80, whose product is annotated as intraflagellar transport 80 homolog (Chlamydomonas). The transcript is spliced from 21 exons. NCBI's taxonomy places the organism in Eukaryota, Metazoa, Chordata, Actinopteri, Syngnathiformes, Syngnathidae. Gene Ontology annotation, biological process: cilium assembly. The record is from RefSeq and is a predicted model, not a curated record. Gene Ontology annotation, molecular function: protein binding. Bases 270 to 2603 code for a protein of 777 amino acids. Gene Ontology annotation, cellular component: cilium; intraciliary transport particle B; centrosome.
CCCAGAUUUGGGGCUACCAGCGAGUAGCUUCCAUAGCAAGCGGAAUUGCAUGUUAGCAAAGGAACAAGCUCGCUUUAUUGGCCGCUGUGGGUAUAUGUGACUCCGGGGAACGGACCGCAGGGCAAGGGCGACGUUUUAUUUUUAUUUUUUAAAGAUGGCCAUUUUAAUAGGAAGACAGCGGUAACGUUAGCAUAGCGUCACGGCGGAGACUCCACACACAUAAGAGAUAUUCGCAACAGAGUCAGGAAUCAGCAUCACCGACUCCUACAAUGCGAUUAAAAACAUCCCUACUAAAGGAACCUAAACAUAGGGAACUAGUGAGUUGUAUUGGCUGGACUACAGCGGAUGAGUUGUACUCCUGCAGUGAUGAUCACCAGAUCCUCAGGUGGAACCUUCUGACCAAUGAGACCAGCCUGGUGGUCAAAUUACCAGAAGACUUCUACCCCAUAGACCUGCACUGGUUUCCCAAGACUGUCGGCGGCAAGAAGCAGACUUCGGCUGAGAUCUUUGUGCUAACCAGCACUGACGGGAAGUUCCACCUUGUCUCCAAGACAGGGCGCAUUGAGAAGAGUGUCGAUGCUCACAAAGGAGCAGUUUUAGCAGGCCGAUGGAACCAUGACGGGACUGCCCUUGUCACGGCUGGAGAAGAUGGACAGAUCAAGAACUGGUCGAAAAGUGGAAUGCUGCGUUCAACACUAGCCACCCAAGCAUCUCCUGUAUAUUCUGUGGCUUGGGGCCCAGACUCUGAGAGGAUCCUCUACACAUCAGGUCGACACCUGGUCAUCAAGCCUCUGCAACCUAGCGCUAAAGUGAUACAGUGGAAGGCGCACAAUGGGGUCAUUCUAAAGGUGGACUGGAACUCAGUCAAUGACCUCAUACUGUCGGGAGGAGAGGACUGUAAAUAUAAAGUGUGGGACAGCUUUGGCCGCCUGCUUUAUUCCUCGCUGUCACAUGACUACCCAGUCACCUCCUUGUCCUGGGCUCCAGAUGGAGAAGUGUUUGCAGUGGGCUCCUUCAACACGCUGCGACUCUGUGACAAGACCGGGUGGUCCUACGCUUUGGAGAAACCCAACACGGGCAGUGUAUUCAGCCUGGCCUGGUCUGCUGAUGGCACACAGGUGGCUGGGGCCUGCGGGAAUGGCCACGUCAUCUUUGCCAAUGUGGUGGAGCAGCACUGGGAGUGGAACAACUUUAUGAUCACUUUAACCAAGAGGAAAACCAUGCAGGUGAGGAAUGUGAUGAAUGAUGCAGUGGACAUGUUGGAGUUCAGGGAUCGAGUCAUCAAAGCCUCCUUGGCUUUUGGGCACCUCGUAGUCGCCACAUCCCUGCAGUGCUACAUCUACAACACAAAGAACUGGAAUACUCCUCUCAUAUUUGACCUGAAGGAGGGAACAGUCAGCCUCAUUCUGCAAGCGGAGAGACAUGCUCUUCUAGUGGACGGGGCAGGGUUGUAUAUAUUCUCCUACGAGGGCCGACUGAUAUCCUCGCCUAAAUUUCCUGGUAUGAGAGCUGAUAUCCUUAACGCUCAGUGUGUCUCACUUAGUAACGACACGGUUGCCAUUCGUGACAAGAGUGAUGAAAAAGUCAUCCUUCUCUUUGACGCUCUGACCGGUAAACCUCUCGGUGACGGGAAGUCUUUAACUCACAAGAUGGAGGUGGUGGAGAUCGCUCUGGAUCAGUGCGGCCCGUCCACUGAAAGGAAGAUCGCUUUGAUUGACAAGAACCGCGACCUUUACCUCACCUCUGUGCGGUACCUCGGCCGCGAGCCCAAAAUUUGCAAAAUCGGUAGCAUGAUUCACAGCAUGGCCUGGAAUAAUGCUGCUAACAUCCUGUGUGGUGUCCAAGACAACCAAUUCACAGUGUGGUACUACCCCAAUACUGUCUUCAUUGACAAGGAGCUGCUUUCCAAAACACUUUAUACUAAGGACGGCAGUGAGUUCAACCACACACCACACAUUCUGAGUUAUGUGGAUACCAAGGUGAGGUUACGUCAAAGAGACGGUUCCUUGCUGUAUACCAGUGUGCCUCCGUAUGCUGUGUUUCUCCACGAGUUCAGCAGCUCAGCACGGUGGGAGGAUGCUCUGCGCCUCUGUCGCUUUGCCAAGAAAGACUCUUUGUGGGCAUGUCUGGCUGCCAUGGCGAUAGCAAACAGAGAGCUGACCACGGCGGAGAUGGCCUAUGCCGCCAUUAGAGAGUUACCGCGAGUGCAUUACAUCAACUUUAUAAAGCAGCAGCCGUCCAAGGAGUCGUCUUUGGCCCAUCUGCUGCUGUUCAGUGGACAGGUCCAGGAGGCCGAGGCCACUCUGUUACAAGCUGGUCUCAUUUACCAAGCCAUACAAGUCAACAUCGACCUCUUCAACUGGCAGCGGGCGCUAGAGCUGGCAGUCAAACACAAGACCCAUGUGGACACCGUGCUUGCCUACAGGGAGAAGUUCCUGCAGACAUUUGGCAGGAAGGAGUCCAAUAAGAGGUUCCUGCAGUACGCUAAAGGGGUUGAGGUGGAUUGGGAUAAAAUCCAAGCCAAGAUAGAGAUGGAGUUGGCCAAAGAGAGAGAGAAGGCUGCUAACGUGUCCGUCAGGAGUAGCGUGACCCAGCGGCGCUAGCAACUAGACAACCUUCCUGGUUUUCUUGUAGUUUUUAAGUGCAUCCAAUCGAAAGAUGAGCCGUCUCCCCAGUCUGAGGUCAAGAGCAGGUUUUCGGCCAGGAUGUUGCUGUACAAUGCUGCAUUCUUCUUUCCCUCUAUCUUGACUAUUCUCCCACUACCUGCUGCUGAACAUCACCCCCACAGCAUGAAGCUGCCACCACCAUGCACCAUGAGCGGUGCCUCGUUUUCUCCAGACAUGUCGCUUGGCAUUCACGCCAGAGACUUCAAUCUUUGUCUCAUCAGACCAGAGCACUUUGUUUCUCAUGGUCUGAGAGUCCUUCAGGUGCCUUUUGACAAACUACAAGUGGGCUACUUGUGCCUUUUGCUAAGGAGUGGGUUCCAAAUGGCCACUCUACAAUACAGGCUUGAUUGGUGGAUUGCUGCAGAGAUGGUUGUCCUUCUGGAAGGUUCUCUCCACAGAGGAACACUCCCGCUGAGUAACUAUCAGGUUCUUGGUCACCUAAAGCCCUUUCUCCCUGCCAUCACUUAGUUUAGACGGCUGGACAGUUCUUGCGAAGAGUCCUGGUGGUUCUGAACUUCUUCCAUUUCCAGAUGAUGGAGGCCACUGUGCUCACUGGGACCUUCAAAGCAGCAGAAAUGAUUCUGCACCCUUCCCUUGACCUCAUGCUUUGUGCUCUGACUUGCACUGUCACCUGUACUACCUUAUACACUCCCGAUCAAAAAGACCAGUCGAAAAAUUGCAAUUUAGAUUUUACACUGUUGGAUCUUAAAGAGGUUCUAAGUAGAGCUUCAAAAUGCAAAAAGAAGAAAUGGGAAUGAGACAAAAACAAAAGUGAGUAAGAAAUAGCUGCGCCAUUCUUGUUAAUGACCUCAAAAAUUGGUUUGCUUGAUGCCGGUGUUUCCAGGAGGCUAGUGGAAAUGUUGUCCAGGUGGUGAAGAUGGUUUCACAGAGGGCAUCCACCGUCUGAAACUGAUGCUCAUUCUGUAAACUUUCCUUUGCCAUCCAUCCCCAAAUGUUCUCAAUUGGAUUUAGAACAGGGGCACACGCAGGGCGAUCUUAAAGAGUGACGUUAUUCCUCUGGAAGAAGUCCUUUGUCAGGCAGGCAUUGUGAUGGUAUUGUUCAGUCAUGAGGGAUGCCCCCUGCAACAUCUCUACAUAGCCAGCUGCCAUUUGACGCCCCCGCACAACCUGAAGCUCCAUUGUUGCAUUGAAGGAAAAAGCACCCCAGCCUUAGACCAGCCCUCCCACAGUAUACAAACAGCCAACUGGAUCCUCCGGCACAGGACCGGUGACAUUUUUUGGGUCUACCACUACUACUUUUUUGUUCUAUAACUCUCAGGAUCUUUUAGGAAGUUUAAAAUGACUGUUUUACUGUGUCCAACCUCAGCAGCAAUGGCGCCCUGUGAGAGGCCUUACUUAUGCAGCCCAACAAUCCGACCGCGUUCAAAGAGAAAGCUUUUUUGCCUUUGCUAUCAAGAGAUCAUGACUAUGUGAAUACCUGACAAGAUUUUGGCUUUGCAAAGACAUGGUUUUAAACUUUUGAUUAAACUUUUAUUUCACAAUAAAUUGCUUAGUCAAAAAAAAUUGUCUCACUCACGUUUCUUCUUUUUGCAUUUUGAAGCUCAACUAAGAACCUCCUUAAGCUCCAAGAGUGCAAAAUGUAAAUUCUUGCAAUUUUUCAACUGGCCUUAAAAUUUGGAUCAGGAGAGUAUAGACAGGGGUGUGCCUUUACAAACCAUGUCUGAUCAACUAAUGAUGUCUGAUCAAAUGUGUCAAGGAUGAUCAGUGGAUGAACGGGAGCUCAAUUUUCAGCUUCAUGGUAAAGGCUGUGAAUACUUAUGUACAUGUAAUUUUUGAUUUUUGUAUCUUUAAUAAAUUUGCAAAAAUCACACAAAAAGUCAUAUUCUGUGUGCAAUUUUGAGGGAAAUUUUUUUAAUCCAUUCUGAAAAAACGUGCUGUGAAUACUUUGGAUGCACUGUAUGUGUUUUCUCCGCAUGCAUAUUAGGCCUGUCAAAAAUAACGCGUUAAUGGCAGUAACUAAUUUAUUUCAUUAAUUACGGUAAUUUUUUUGUGUGAUUAAGGCAUGUGCAUCAGAGCAAGCGCUCCUCUCUGUUAUGACGGCAGGUGAAAGCACAGUGGAGCGUACCCCCCCACAGUCAACUUCUGACCCGACCACAUCAACAGCAGUACAAUUCCAACACCAUAUACUGUAUGUAGCUUCAAAUCACACACGUCUAUAGUCCGUUCCUCCUGGGAACAACACUUCCUCACGCUCAUUACAAGAACGCGAGACGCAUUCAGAGACACGCCGAACGUUACAAAAAAGGAUUUAUAAUGCGUGUGUGUGUGAAACAGGAAGAUGAAGAAAAACAUGAAGUGGAUUUUAUUAUCACUCACUUUGUAACUCUUAAUUCAGAUGUACAAUUUUCUACAUUUAAGUAUGCUGGAAAAUACAAGUUUGCCUUAAAUUACGUGAUGUCAUUGAAUGCAACCCCUCAUUGGUCAUAAUAACACGGUUUAAAGUGUGAUUCAAAUGUUCUGCUACUAUUAAAGAGACUAAUGUUAGGCAAAUAGAUUUUUA